CGUGGGGCGAUCCAGGGGACAUACAUGGAUGACAUCUAUGACGUUGUCCGGCUCCUCGGUCGGGGCAAGGGUGUGUCUCUCUUCUGGCCUGGGCUCUAUGUAUUCUUUCAAGUAUCCGUCUCGGACCAAUCUUUCCAAGAACGAUUUGUAUACCCUGCAGCUUUCGGUGCGAUGUCCGAAAUCCCGGUGAUAGGAACACCUAACCUUUUGAUCACGGGUGGAGGGAUCGCUCUGCAUCCUGGGCGGCCACUUGAAGAACGGCUCAUGCUUGAUUUUAUGGAGCAACUUGAAGAUGGGUUCCUUGAACAUAGUGUGAACUCCUUUGGACGACCCCCCUGGAGGGGGUAGCAAUCCCUUUCGGGGA
Ilex paraguariensis (yerba mate) is the source of this 364-nucleotide messenger RNA. Lineage: Eukaryota; Viridiplantae; Streptophyta; Magnoliopsida; Aquifoliales; Aquifoliaceae. The record is from the annotation of a GenBank genome assembly.